Molecule: messenger RNA, 1166 nt
Organism: Cryptomeria japonica (Japanese cedar)
Lineage: Eukaryota; Viridiplantae; Streptophyta; Pinopsida; Cupressales; Cupressaceae
Product: probable carboxylesterase 17
Exons: 1
Coding region: 113-1048 (311 amino acids)
Molecular function (GO): hydrolase activity
Source: RefSeq, a predicted model, not a curated record
CAAGAAAUGGAGCUAGGCAGAUUCGACCUUGCGAUCUGCUGAGAUUGAGCAGACGGCUACAUAAUUUUCUCUAUAUAUUGGACAGCAAGAAGUUAUUGUGGAAAGAGUAAAAAUGGAAGUUGAGGACGAAAUAGCAGGGAUGUUCACGCUCUACAAAGAUGGCUCUGUGCUGCGACCUGCACAUCCCACCACGCCUGCAUCUUCACAUUUCACAGACGGCGUUGCAUCCAAGGACGUCGUUAUAAAUCCGGAAACCGGUGUCUGGGCUCGCAUAUUUAAACCCGAAACCGCUUCAGAAAAAUCGCCACUGCUGAUCUAUUUUCAUGGUGGAGGAUUCGCGGAUUUUUCCACAGCCUGGGUGGAAUACCACAACUUUUUUCACAAUUUGUGUAAAACCGCUGGCAUAAUGAUAUUGUCGGCGGAUUACAGGCUGGCACCGGAGCACCGGCUGCCGACGGCCUACGAUGACUGUACGGAGACCGUGGAAUGGGUCGCAAAGCAUGCCGCCGGUAGGGCAGAGAUGCCGGAGGAGUGGCUGUCGCCGUCCGUCGUUGAUUUUUCCCGGUGUGUUUUGGCCGGAGAGAGCGCUGGAGGGAAUAUCGCUUACCACGUGGGACUGCGAAUUGGUGACCUGGACUUGAGGCCGUUAAUGGUGAAGGGAGUGGUUGCUAUUCACCCCUUCUUUGGGGGUGAGGAAUUGGUAGAGUCGGAGAAAGGGGAAGAGAUGAUGAGGUUCGUAGAGAUCUGCAAAUUCACUUGGCGUGUGGCUCUUCCGGUGGGGUCCAGCAGAGAUCAUCGUUUCAGUAAUCCGGCGGUUUUACCCCUCGAGCCUGGUUUGAAAUUACCGCCGGUUUUGGUCGCCGUCGGAGGAAAAGAUGAACUUAAAGAAAGAGGAGUGAUGUUUUAUGAAUAUUUGAGAAGUUGUGGAAAGGAGGCGGAAUUGAUGGUGGAGGAAGGUGGAGUCCAUGCUUUUCACAUUUUCAUUCCUGAAUUUGAAGGCACUCUGCGUCUUAUACAGCGUAUAUCAGACUUUGUUAAUAUGUGCUGAACAUUUUUAAAAUUACUCUUUCCGACUGUGAUUUCCUUUUAUUAUGAGUAGAUAGAUGUAUAGGGAGCACAAGGGCAGCCCAGAAAUUUCAAUCCGACCAUGCAUCUCAAAUAAAAUU